Messenger RNA from Manihot esculenta (cassava), 2216 nucleotides. RefSeq lists its product as uncharacterized. The record is from RefSeq and is a predicted model, not a curated record. The transcript has a single exon. The coding region runs from base 630 to 1928 and encodes 432 amino acids. NCBI's taxonomy places the organism in Eukaryota, Viridiplantae, Streptophyta, Magnoliopsida, Malpighiales, Euphorbiaceae.
AAAAAUAUCAUAAAUUAAUUAAUAACUAAAAGAAAUUUCCAUUCCACUUCUCUUUAUUACUCAGUUUGAUACCUUCCCCCAUGGAUGCUCCAAGCUAAGCAAGACUCUCUCUCUCUCUCUCUCUCUAUCUCUCUCUCUAAGAUCUUGACAGUGAAAGGGAAAAAAUAAAGAAGCUACGCAGAGAGAGCGACUCCAUUGUGAAUCAGGAGGCGGUCUUUGUGGUGGUUUUCUACACGGCCAUUUUCUUUGACUUUUCAUUCCAUUUUCCCAUUCCCUUUCAAGUUUUAAUCUUUCAAUCUUCCACUGUUGAAUGUCAUCAUUUCAAGUUUUUUUUGGAGAUCCCAAACAUCUCUGAAACCAGAAAUCUUCUAUCUUGUCUUUUGCUCCUCCUUGUUUCAGCUCUCCACCAAAUUAUUCUCUCUUUUCUUCAAUUUCUGCUUUCUGGGUUCUUUGAUUCAGCUCGGAUUCUUGAUUAUUUAAUACCCAAUUUGGCAGUUUCGGUUUCUUUACGUAGUUUAAUGGAUCUGUCCCUGCAGUUUUUGUUGUUAUUUAUGAAGGUUGGAGGCAUUUCAUGAUCAUUUAAUCUAUUUUUCUGCAAAUUUUCUCUGUUUUUUCAAGAUUUUUUUUACAUGGGUUGUGCAAGCUCAAAGCAAAAGCGUUGCCGGCACUGCCACGCACCUUAUUCUCCGAUUCCUCGGAGCUACUCAAUGCAUGUUGUUCAUCCGCCGGAGAAGAAAGGCGAUAGCUACCAUGUAGUGGCGCUCACCUCCACCACAUUAGGCUCUCUUGCGCUUGAUUCACCUGCCAAUUACAAGGACAACGUCAGUGCUGCUAUAGAUAUUUUGGCAGCGAUUGAGAAUGAUCGUGAGAAUUCGAGUGUGUGUGAUGGGCAAAGUAAGGAUUUGAAAAACAAAGAAUUUUCAGUGGGUUUAAUUGAAGCAAAGUCUUGGUCUAAUAAGAUCCAAGCAAAAAUUCCCAAAAUUGUUCCAAGAACACCGGUGAGAACGCCGCCGGGAGAGCCUGAAACGAUCAAUACUUGGGAGCUCAUGGCAGGGCUUGAAGAAGAUGAUGGCUCUGUACAUUUGCCUCACCGGUUUCGCAGCUUCUCUUUCGAUGUCUCUCGCGAUCCAAGUCCAGUUCUUGAUAGCCCGAGAAUUAGUGGAACCAAAUUCUCACCGAAUAAACCUCAGACUGAUCCGAAACCUCUGUGGCUGCAAUUAGCCGAUGAAGAAGCAAACUCCAAGUUUCCACAACUCGACUCUCAAAUCUUCUGCUCUCCCAGAAAAUCUCUCCAGGAUCUCUCUCCCACCCAUCCAUUUUACCUCAAGCCAUCAGACGGCGAGAAACAACAAUCACCUCCUCCUUCUCAUCCCACCGCCGGCAACGAUCCCAUUAAAGAAUUCUCUAAAAGUGGUAAAGAGAAGGUGGUGGUAUACUUCACAAGCCUACGAGGGGUAAGAAAAACAUACGAAGAUUGCUGCCAUGUGAGGGUGAUCUUAAAAACCUUAGGUGUUCGAAUUGAUGAGCGAGACGUAUCAAUGCAUUCAGGAUUCAAGGAGGAACUGAGAGAACUAUUGGGAGAAGGGUAUAGCGGAGGACUACCGAAGGUGUUCAUCGGAAGAAAAUUCAUCGGCGGAGCAGAGGAGAUAAGGCGAAUGCACGAAGAAGGAGAGCUAGAGAAAGCGGUUGAAGAAUGUGAAAUGGUGGAGGACGAUGGUGGGAAUUGUAAUGGAGCUUGUGAGGCUUGUGGGGAUAUCAGGUUUGUGCCAUGUGAGACAUGUUCAGGAAGCUGCAAGAUAUACUAUGAACGCGAGGAAGAAGAAGAAGAAGAAGAAGAAGACGACGGCGAUGAAGGUGAGUAUGGGUUUCAGCGUUGCCCAGAUUGUAAUGAAAAUGGUCUAAUACGUUGCCCAAUUUGUUGUUACUAAUCAGUUUCCACUUUCCAUUGCCGGAAAAAAAACCAGAUUUUUCUUUCUUUUUUUUUCUACAAUUUGUGUUUUUUUCUAAAAAAAUUUUCUAUUUUGGGAUUUGUUUUUGAGUUGUUUGUUGUACAGUGAGGAAUUAAGGGUAUGUAUGAAAAGAAAAAAUUGUAAUAGGGAAUAAUGUGAUCCAAGCAAAGUCUUGUUGCUUAAUUUCCUACUCAUUUGUCUUAAUGGCUGUAUACUUGCUCUGUACUUCAGAGAUCAACAAGAAGAAGAAAAGUUUUCCUAUUUUUA